AUGGCGGACGAGGAAGGGGCCAUCGGCGACCACCACCCCCGCUUGGCCGAAGUCAACCAGGCGCUGGCCCGGCACCUGAGCGGCCUGCAGGACGAGUCGCGGCAGGCCCGGCUGCGGGCCUUGGCCGGCAUCCGGCAGACGGUGCUGGAGCAGCGCCUCUCGCCGCCCGUGCUGCAGGAGGUCUUCGGCAAGAUGCUGCUCGGGCCGCUGACGCGCUGCCUGGCGGCCGACCCGGCCGAGCGCUGCCGGGAGCUGGCGCUGGAGCUGACCCGCCACGGGCUGAGCAGCGGGAACCGGCCGGGCAAGGCGCUGCCCUUCUUGAUGCCGGCGCUGGCGCGGCGCCUCUGCCUGCCGCGGGGCGACGGCGAGCCGUGCGAAGAGCUCCGCCUCGGCCUCCUGCAGCUCCUCGGCCUCCUGCUCGAGGUGUGCGACGGCGACGCGCUGGCGCCUUUCCUGCCCGAGGUGGUGCGCAUCCUGCACAGCGCCCUGCUCGACCCCUACCCGCAGGCCAAGCGCGAGGGCUGCGCGGGCCUCUCCGCCUGCGCCAAGGCCGUGCCAGAACAUUUUCACAUGCAGUCGGAAAGCUUGAUCAAUCCCUUAAUGCAAGCAAUUUCCCAUCCACACUAUAGAGUCCGUGUUGCUGUCAUUCAGGCCACGGGAGCAGCGAUACAAUUUGGCAAUGCGAAGUCUUUGGAUGAUGUGCUUUCUCACCUAGCCCAGCGGUGUUUUGAUGACAUCCCACAGGUUAGGGAGGCUCUUAUCAGUGUCGUUGGGGAGUGGCUGUUGCAUCUGCGAGAUCGAUAUUCUUAUUUUCACAAGUUAAUCCCUCUGCUACUCAGCGGCCUUACUGACGAAAUACAUGAGAACAAGGAACUGGCUUUAACUUACUGGAAGAAAGUAGGUUUGCAGUGGGAAAAAGAAAACGAAGACGAUAUUAAGGAUAAGCUUGAUUUCUAUGCUGUGCCAUCUUAUUAUCCUCCAGGAUUGGCUCGUCCAGAACUAGGAUGUCGGGAGCUGGUGACCAGAAACAUCUUCAAAAUACUUCCAGGCCUCUGCCAUGAUAUAACUGACUGGGUUGAAGGCACUAGAAUAAAGGCUUCUCAGCUUCUCCUUAUAUUAUUGCAGCAUGUGGAGGACCACAUUACACAACACAUGGAGCUCCUCCUCAGGACCUUGUACCGUGUGUGCUCAGAUGAGGAAAAUGCCGUGGUUACGAAUUGUGUGCAAGCGUCAGAGCUGAUUGGAGCCUUUGUCAGCCCAGCAGUGUCUCUGAAGUUAAUUGUCUCUGACCUCGAAAAAGCGCCCAUGCCUUCUUAUCUCAUGAUUCUAGCAGCGGUUCUACGAGGCUCUCCAAGGAAAGUCCUGCAGCCUCACUUGGUGUUCCUGGCCAACACGCUCUCCCGCCCUGAAAUAAGUCAACGGUCUGAAGAGGUCUUUUACGUGGAGCAGUUGCUUCGCUGUGUGGAAGCCCUCAUUGACGUGUGCCAAGCAGACUGUAAAGAAAUAAGCCUCCAGCUAACAAAGGUUUUGGUAACAAUUACAGCAAUACCAAGUGCUGGACACUUCCACGUGAAGUUAGAAGAGGCAAUGGAUGCAUUGGCUGAGGUGCAGAACUUGGGAGGUGUUGUUGACCUGUACCGGCAACAUAUCACUCAGCUUAUGGAAUGGGUGUCCUUAACUUAUCACAAUUGGAGCUGCUACUCCCCAGAAUUACUGCAGUUGGAUGUAAUCGCCACUCAUUCAGGCCCUGUAAUAGGUGAAGCUCUUCAGGAUUUUAUUACCAUUCUUAAAACAUGCCUGCAGCCAUCCAGAGACCCCCGGAUGCGUCUGAAGCUGUUCACGUGUUUAGGCCAGUUGCUUCAGAAACCCAGCAAGACCAUCAAUUCUCAAGGGCAGUUUUGUAACUACCUUGAGAUUGUGAUAAAAGACAUCCUGGCUCCUAAUCUGCAGUGGCAAGCUGGAAGAACAGCAGCUGCCAUCCGCACGACGGCUGUAGCAUGCCUCUGGGCUCUUAUUUACAGUGAACUGCUCUCUCCAGAAGAGAUGCUGAACGUCGGGGACGCGCUGAUGCCUCAGAUAAUUGCUACACUGGACGAAGAUUCCAAAAUGACACGCUUAUUGUCUUGUCGAAUAAUCCGCGUUUUAUUAGAUGGCUGUGGGAAACAGUUUGAACUCCGCAAAAUUUAUCCAGAACUCUUGAAGCGCUUGGAUGACGUAUCGCAUGAUGUCCGUCUAGCAGCCGCUAAAGCCUUGAUCAGCUGGUUCAGAUGUAUAAAUGAUGACGAAAAUAAAGCCCUAUUGAAAAGCAAUAUUGAGGUCCUCUAUCAGGAACUGCUGGUUCACUUGGAUGACCCUGACCAAAAUAUCCAGUCUGCUGUCUUAGAUAUUUUAAAAGAAGGAGGUAUUCUCUAUCCGGACAUCUUGGCAAAAGAAAUCAAAGCAGUUGUGCAGAAACAUCGCUCUCCAUCCUACUGUGAUCAGUUGUUGCAGCACAUUGAAUCAACAGGCUGGAGAUAUUCUGAAUCAUAAAGGUCUCAGUGGCAAUGCACAAACUCUGCCUUAUAUUACGAAUGGAGUUUUCCACAUGUACCAUACCAAGUUGUCGCUUCAAUAAAUGGAGCUGUUUAAGUGGGUACAGUCUGACUUUCAUAUACCUGUACAAAAAACUCUGAUAGGCAAAAGAUUUUAACUUUUUACAGAAAAUACAUGAAAGACAUGGUCAUGAAUAAGAUUGCUCCCUGUUCAUUUGCUCUACAGUGUUUAUUGAGUCAUUAACACCUCUGCUGUUACACUUAAGAUGCCCAAAAAUGCAAAUUACUAUGUAGUUUGUGAGUUCCAUAUCUCAAAGAAUUGAAGCUCUUUUGUUCAAGGACUUGGUGCCCUCCAGAUCUUUUAGGAAUCUCCAGUAUUCCUAACCAGGUGACUGGAGCUACUGGGAGUUGAAGUCCAAAACAUCUGGAGGGCACCAGUUUGGGGAAGGCUGUUCUAGGCACUCUUGUCUAUAACCCAAGUGUUUACCAAGCAGCAGAAUUAAAAUCUAUUUUUGGCCUUGGCGAUUUUUUGUUGUUGCAAGUACUGCUGUUGUAUUUCUGAAGCGUGAGACAUUUAGAUCCUGGGCCUAGAUUGUCUUUACUGCAAAGAGGAGUGGCAUUGAGCCAUUGUGUCCAUAUGUGCCAGUUUCAAUACGUGUACAAGGUAGUAAACUAUUCAACAACAAAUUGAAAUUUUAGAUAAUCAUACCUAACAUCCUGAGCAUGUAUUGUUAUAUUGCUUUGGAUUACGGUUGGAUAAACACAGUAUUGAUCUGUGAAACAUUAUUUGGGAGUCUGCAUCUAAGGACAGGAUUCAAUAAGGAAAUAAUGAAUUAAAGGUUGGGAAGAACGAAGUAAGUAGUAUUUCUUUCUUGAUUUUCUUUACAAGUUGGCUUGCUGCAAAUGUUUGAUUUCUAUACCUCAGUGCCUUUAUAAAUUGAACCAUUGUUUUUCUUCAUUGGUUUGUGCUGCAACUAAUUGAA
This is a messenger RNA of Elgaria multicarinata webbii, 3514 nucleotides long. It is a transcript of the gene DNAAF5, whose product is annotated as dynein axonemal assembly factor 5. The transcript is spliced from 13 exons. Gene Ontology annotation, molecular function: dynein intermediate chain binding. Gene Ontology annotation, cellular component: cytoplasm. Bases 1 to 2529 code for a protein of 842 amino acids. Lineage: Eukaryota; Metazoa; Chordata; Lepidosauria; Squamata; Anguidae. Gene Ontology annotation, biological process: cilium movement; outer dynein arm assembly; inner dynein arm assembly. The record is from RefSeq and is a predicted model, not a curated record.